UGGUCAGAACUGCCGUGACACACUGCGCAUGGAGUAUUGCCUGUGACAAUUGAUAUCGCCAGCCGAAAAGAUCAGAAGAAAAUCAUUGAAUCUAAAGUGCUCAGUUCAGUGUAAUUCCCUAAACGUGGUGUGAUUAUGUCUGAGCGUAUCACAUUUUCAUAAAUUAUUCCUUGCUACCCUUUUGCCACUGAGUUUACAUCAAGGUUUUCGCUUACGUACUGCCAAAGUACAGCUAAUUGUAAUAGUUCAUCAUGUUUUCUGGAUUAACCAAUCAAGUUAGCUCCUGGAUGGGCACAGUGAAGGGUGAAACUGAAGAAAAGGUACCCACUCCUACUGAGGAGAGCAAUGCUCUUAUCAACCCAGAUGGUGGCGCCUGUAGCCCUUCCAAGACCGUUGGCAGCAGUCGUCUAGAAAUGUUCUCAAAUGUGAAGAACCAGUUUGAGGGCAUUGGAGGCUGGUUGGGUUCCAGCAUACCAAAACUACGCAAAGGUGACCCUGAUGGGAUCAGUUCAGAAGCUGCUGGACACGAAAAUCCAGCUGCUGAUACUGGAUCUCCCGAUUUGGGUGAUCCAGGCAAAGAAGCCAGAGACGAUGAUGAUAAUUCCAGGAAUUUUAGUGCUACCGGGGGAGCAGACUCGGGACCGCAGUCGCUUGCCGAAUCACUCACUGAGGAAAAUAAAGAAGGUCAAUUUGGAAAUGUACAAAGUAAGGCCUUGGCAGGAGCUAAGUCCUUAGGCAAUUUCUUGUAUUCUGCUGUGAAUAAAGCAGGUAAAACCGUUACUGAGGCUGGAUCAAAAAUUCACGUCAUUAACAAUAUCCUAGGCGACUUCAAUAAAGAGCAAGAAGCUUUCAUGAAAGGCAAAUCUAACUCCACUGCAACAUCUCUGCCUCCAUGGGUUGGUUGUGCGAAUGCAGAGAGUCUCAAGGAGGAGUGUUUAAGCUUAUCAACUGAUAGGAGGAACUUCGUUCGAGCCCCACCAGCAGGUGUGGACUUUCAGUUUGACUAUGAAGUGUCUUAUCCUGUUGCUAUGGCUAUAAUGGAGCAAGAUCCUAACUUGGAAAAAAUGCGCUAUGAACUAGUGCCUAAAAUAAUCUCUGAGGAAGAAUUCUGGAAAAACUACUUCUACCGUGUAAGCCUAAUCUGCCAAGCCAAUGAAUUAUCAUUCAUGUCUAGAGAAGGCGACAACAUCCACGGUACUACUGACACUUCCUCAGUACAACCGAUAGUAGAUAGAAAAGACAAAGAGCAUGAGUUUGUAUCUGAUACUCUUAUCGCAAAUAAAGAAGACUUAGAUGAGGUACACGAAGGCAUGAAAAAGCUGGCGCUAGGAUCCAAACAUUUGAAUGAAGAAGACUGGGAAAAAGAACUAGAAGCAGAGCUGCAAGACUAUGAAAUGGUUACUGAUAGUAAGGACAACAACUUAGACAAGGAUAUCGAAGAUAUGCUUAAUGAGGAAACAGAUUUAAAGUAAACUUGCGUUAUUCCAUGUUCGUGUUAAUUCGUAUUAUUGAUUUUCUAGUCAUUCGUUGUAAAGAUUAUUUAUGUUAGUGAUAUUGAGUUGAUCAUUGGUCACAACUGAUAUGCCAGUACAAAAUCUCUUGUUCUACCGCAAGUUAUUUCCUUCAUGGUUAACUGAGGCUCUGUUUAAACAUUCUGGUUUUUGUAAUUGGCGUAUUCCAAACUAGUUCGUUACUAAAAGACAUGUUUUAGUGUUUUGAUCGUUAGAGAAAUUCCGAUUGAUGUCUGAAUGUCUUCAUGCAUUUUCAGAAUCAAUGUUGAGCGUUGUUUUAGUGGUACAUUCCAAACGUAAAAUUCACGCCUUAAUAUAUUGUGCAUUUGAUUUUUUUUACUAAAAAAAAUAUGUAUAAUGUUUUAAGUCUUGGGCAAAAUAGUAUCGUCAAUAUAGACAAGUUUUGUAAGUAAGUCUUCACUCUUAAAAUGUGAUACUGGAUGGUUGAUAUUUUUCUGAGAAGAGUUAUGCAGAGGAAGAAUUAAUUACUUUCUAUGCUGAUACUUAUUUUGCAAAAUUAAGAUAAGCAAGAAGAGGAAUAAUAAUGGAAUAGUAUAAUAUGUGUUGUGAUUAAUAUAAAUAUGUUGAAAACGUAUAGCAUUACAGUCGGCGAUGAAAGUAGGGGUCCGUCUAGCUAUAAUUUACUGAUCGCUAAGCAAGUUUUUUACCACAAAUUAACCGCAUUACAUGCAGUAUUAGGCCUGGGCGUAAACACCAAAUAUUCUAGGAAGUACUCAUCGGCCAUGCACAACACUCAUUACACUUUUCGAUUGCUCUAUACGGACUCCUAUAUAAGUAAUCGGAAAUUCUAUGUGUGUAAUUAAAAAUGUAUUUGUAUAAGAAUAUUUUUAAUAACUCUGCUUCCCUCUUGCAACAACACCAAGAUGAAUUUCGGUGAAUCUAAUAUCGAAAACCAAUACUUCCAUUUCAUACCUAGAACGAGUCAAUGUUGAUGCGAGAGGUCAUUAAUUGACUAUGACGAGUACUUAAACUUACUUUUAAUUGUGGUCGUUAAUUUUGUUAAAUUUUAUUAAGGUAUAUGUAUAAAAUAAUAUAUAAAGAAUGAAAAAUAUCCAUUUAAUUUUCCUAGCCUUAAAUGCUGUUCAAAAGCGCUAUUUUAAUUGAUUAUACGAUCGUUUUAAAGUUCGCAUUAAUAUAGGCUAGAAAUGUAGCUUUUGAGUGUUAAAGCAUGUCUCCUUCUCUUCAUAUACCCAAUAAUUGUUAAAGCAAAUAUCUUAUUGUUAAAUAAAUGUAGUUGUGCUCA
Messenger RNA from Dendroctonus ponderosae (mountain pine beetle), 2775 nucleotides. RefSeq names its product synapse-associated protein of 47 kDa (gene Sap47). The record is from RefSeq and is a predicted model, not a curated record. The transcript is spliced from 9 exons. The coding region runs from base 252 to 1472 and encodes 406 amino acids. Gene Ontology annotation, cellular component: cytoplasm; synapse. Lineage: Eukaryota; Metazoa; Arthropoda; Insecta; Coleoptera; Curculionidae.